AUGGCUCCCACCAACAACAACCAGGACUUCCAGCUGAGUGAAGUGUUCAAUGUCAAGAAUGAGGUUGCCCUCGUCACAGGCGGUGGCUCGGGAAUCGGCUUGAUGGCCACCCAGGCUCUCGCCGUGAACGGGGCCAAGGUCUACAUCGUCGGCCGCACCAAGGAGAAGCUCGACAAGGUCGUCGAGGUGUAUGGCCAAGACAUUCCCGGCGAGAUAAUCCCGCUCGUAGGCGACGUGACGGACAAGGAAGGCGUGGAGAAGCUCGUUAAGGAGAUCGAGUCGCGCGAGAAGUGCCUCUGCAUCCUGAUCAACAAUGCCGGUAUCGCUUCCCCAAAGACGACAGUAGACGGGGAGAAUGCGGAAGAGCUGAAGAAGAACCUGUUCGAGCCUACUACCGUCAAAGAAUGGACGGACAUCUACGCCACCAACGUCGUCGGUCCCUACCUCAUGGCGACGGCCUUCUUGCCGCUGCUGCAACGGGCGACGGAGCACCAGCACGGCUUCUCGGGCACCAUCAUCAACAUCACAUCCAUCAGCGGCAUGGUCAAGAUCUCGCAGGGCCACUUCUCGUACAACGCCAGCAAGGGAGCCUUCAUCCACCUCAACAAGAUGCUCGCCUCGGAAAUCGCCAAGGCCGGCUUGAAGAUCCGCAUCAACAGCAUCGCGCCCGGCGUCUUCCCGAGCGAGAUGACGACGCAGGAGAGCGGCGAUGACCAGAAGAGCUGGAUGCCCAAGGAUGCGAAGGGCGGCUUGCCCGCGCAGCGGCCCGGCAACGAUAGGGAUAUGGCCAGCGCCAUCCUGUUCGCUGCGACCAACCAGUACCUCAACGGCCAGAACUUUGCGGUCGAUGGUGGCUACGUCACGCAGGUCGGACAGUAG
Lasiodiplodia theobromae is the source of this 879-nucleotide messenger RNA. RefSeq names its product Short-chain dehydrogenase. The coding region runs from base 1 to 879 and encodes 292 amino acids. Lineage: Eukaryota; Fungi; Ascomycota; Dothideomycetes; Botryosphaeriales; Botryosphaeriaceae. The record is from RefSeq and is a predicted model, not a curated record. The transcript has 3 exons.